AUGGCCUUCCAAGCACCCACUGGAGCGACUGCACGGCGCAUUCUUCAUACUCCCCUGCAAGAUUCAACUUUGAUAAGCACCGCUCGUCCGCAGUUGGAAGAGUCACAGGAAUGGGUUCUCUUCUCCCCAUCACAAAUCGGAUCCAGUACAGAGAGAUCCAGUCGCACGGCUGGUUUGUCCCGGACGAGCGGUCUCGCAUCUCUCCAACUUGCUGGUCGGUCACAAUUAGAAUCCGAAGCACUCGACGAGGACCUUACCGAAGAUGGUGAGCUAGACACACUCGAUGAGGGCUUGCAUGCUUUCCAAGAGCCACUAUACCCAUCACACACGCAACACUCUCAAGGCGCUGUCCUACCCACGCACGAUGGUUUGGGUGGGUUCUCUGCCUCCAGCCCACCUGUGCUGGAGCAGCUCUGGCAGCAUGAGCACUAUAACCCGAAGCGAAAGCACCAAGGCCAUCAUCGCCGGCCAUCAAGCGUACAACGUCGAUUUGACACUGUAGAAGAACUCGAAGCACAAGCCAACGAAGAGAAGAGGGUCCGGAUAGAGAAGUGGCGAUUAGAUCAGUCCCAGGCGAUGCUGGAGGAGGUGGAAAGAGAGACUCGCCGGCAGGUACGACGACAAUCUGUACAACAGGGUGUCUCCGUCUCAGAUACGCAAGACCUGCUAGGUUCAACACCGAAGCAGUCCGAUUAUCUACGUCCAUCUCAACGAGCGGAGGCCGAGUGCGAAAACGAGCCAUUCUGGCGACGGUUGACUCGUAAAUUCAUUCGCGACAUCAUUGGUAUCGAUGAACCUCUUUUAUCCGUCAUUCUUGGAGAGUCACUGCCUGAAGAAGCUCUGGAGCCCAAGCCUGCACCUUUACCUACGAUACCAGAAUCAACUUCAGCAGAGCUGGGAUCAUCUCUCGAUGAUGCAUGGCGCGAUCGCCUCCUCCAUCGUAUAGCCCGCGAGCUAGGCGUUUGUGUGCACGCAAUCUCUCCUCAUCCUGGUGCUUUCACCAGCUACACAGACACCUCUGCCCUCCCAGCUUCUUCGCAAACCCACGAUUAUGCUGGCCUCCCAGUUACCGCCGUUCCCAUUCCCGAGACACGACAGUCUGCCAACCCGCCGUCGUCCCAAGCAUUGUUUUCGUCCGCUCUUACGCCCAACUUUCCGCCUACUCUCCACUCUCCUCGUCACGCCGCUUCCUGGGGCUUUGAUGACACCGCGCCGGGAACUUCGCUCCAGCAGGGUCCCACUGCGUCAACAUCUUCCUCUCACCUCUCUUCCGAUACUUUGGACCUUCAGCGCGAGCGCGAGUACUGGGAACGAGAGCUGGACGUCCGCAUGGUAUUCCGCUUUCUGAAAGAACGCAUCACCGGAUCUUCUCCCACAGCGCCCCCGCAGCAGCACCAGCAUAACAAGAACAGUGGUGGAGCCAGCGGCUAUGGCACCAGUCCGGAGGAGAUCGGUAAGCGCACAGCUAUCAUUCGGCAGCACCAUCCGCUCGUUGCGCGCGCCCACGUACGACCGGCGGCAUCGGCAACGACUCCUCGGUCACCGAUCAGAUCGAGACGCGAGAGCCAAGUCUCUUUGACGCGGCUAGGAGCACAAGCAGGGGUGGCAGCAAGGAGACCAGGGAGUAGCUGUGCAAGUGAAAGCAUGCAAAGUGGCCGAAGUCUGAGCAGGCGCAGGAGCGCCAGUGGGGCAGGUAGCGCGAACUACUGGGACUUGGGCGGCAGCGUUGGCAGCGGGAGUGUGCUGGCGAGCGGAGGUUUGUGGGGAGAGGCGUGA
Cyphellophora europaea CBS 101466 is the source of this 1776-nucleotide messenger RNA. RefSeq lists its product as uncharacterized. The transcript has a single exon. The record is from RefSeq and is a predicted model, not a curated record. The coding region runs from base 1 to 1776 and encodes 591 amino acids. Lineage: Eukaryota; Fungi; Ascomycota; Eurotiomycetes; Chaetothyriales; Cyphellophoraceae.